CAGAAGAUGGAGCAGAAGCUUUUCACUUUUUUGCCUGCUUGAAAAGUCAUUUUCUUUAAUGCAUAAUCUGGUUGCUGAAGAGAGGACUUGUUUGGUCACUAUAAUUGAUUAUUCAGGAGAGAAAAAAAAACUUGGGCAAAAACAAUAUGGCUUUCUCGUCCUGGUUUUCUCGUCUACGUUCCUCCUCAAAGGGCUUCUUUUACUCCAAUCUCCGAAGCUCACGUUUCCACAAUCUUCAAACUUCAAAAGUACCCACCACCCAUGUCUUCCACUCCCAUAGCUCAAUACUCAGAAACCCAUUUCUGUCCCUGCUUCCUGCGGCCCUGGCAGUCUCAGCUGGAGCACUUGCCCUUCAAUCCCAACCGAGCCCUUCAUUUUGCGACGCUUCUGAUAUCAACGCUAGUAGAGGUGUCAGCUUUGGGGGCAAAGGUAGCACCGAGUUUGUGGUAAAAGGCUCGCACAAGGAGCUCCCAAAAGAGCUUAUUGAUGAACUGAAGGCUAUCUGUCAAGAUAACAUUACUAUGGAUUAUGAUGAGAGGUAUGUACAUGGAAAACCACAAAACAGCUUUCACAAAGCAGUCAAUAUCCCUGAUGUGGUUGUUUUCCCAAGGUCUGAGGAAGAAGUUUCCAAGAUAGUCAAAUCAUGUGACAAGCAUAAGGUCCCAAUUGUACCAUAUGGUGGAGCUACAUCAAUUGAGGGUCACACCUUGUCUCCAAAUGGAGGUGUUUGUAUCGACAUGUCGAUGAUGAAAACUGUUAAAGCAUUACAUAUUGUGGACAUGGAUGUGGUUGUUGAGCCUGGGAUUGGAUGGAUGGAGCUUAAUGAAUACCUGGAGCCUCAUGGUCUAUUCUUUCCCCUCGAUCCAGGUUAG
Molecule: messenger RNA, 872 nt
Organism: Corylus avellana
Lineage: Eukaryota; Viridiplantae; Streptophyta; Magnoliopsida; Fagales; Betulaceae
Source: RefSeq, a predicted model, not a curated record